Molecule: messenger RNA, 1608 nt
Organism: Pelmatolapia mariae (spotted tilapia)
Lineage: Eukaryota; Metazoa; Chordata; Actinopteri; Cichliformes; Cichlidae
Gene: arl8ba
Product: ADP-ribosylation factor-like 8Ba
Exons: 7
Coding region: 129-689 (186 amino acids)
Biological process (GO): protein transport; anterograde axonal transport
Cellular component (GO): lysosomal membrane
Molecular function (GO): GTP binding; GTPase activity
Source: RefSeq, a predicted model, not a curated record
UGGCUGAGCGGUCAUAUGACAGCUGCUUUUAUCCCUCUUCCCUUCCCCACUGGAAAAACGCCACAUCUGACAGGGAGGGAGACGGAACAGGUACAACCAUCAGGGGAGCGCUGACCACCGACCUCAAGAUGCUGGCACUAAUAAACCGGCUUUUGGACUGGAUCAAGUCUCUGUUUUGGAAGGAGGAGAUGGAGUUGACGCUGGUCGGCCUGCAGUACUCGGGGAAAACAACAUUUGUAAACGUGAUCGCUUCUGGGCAUUUCAGUGAAGAUAUGAUUCCUACAGUCGGGUUCAACAUGAGGAAGGUCACUAAAGGAAAUGUCACGAUCAAGAUCUGGGAUAUAGGAGGGCAGCCGAGGUUCAGGAGCAUGUGGGAGCGGUACUGUCGGGGAGUUAAUGCAAUCGUGUACAUGGUUGACGCAGCAGAUCGAGAAAAGGUGGAGGCAUCGAGAAAUGAGCUUCAUAAUUUAUUAGACAAACCUCAGUUGCAAGGAAUUCCCGUUUUGGUACUGGGUAACAAAAGGGAUCUCCCCACUGCACUAGAUGAGAAGCAGCUCAUUGAGAAAAUGAAUCUGUCAGCUAUACAGGACAGGGAGAUAUGCUGUUACUCUAUUUCCUGCAAAGAGAAAGACAACAUUGAUAUCACACUUCAGUGGCUCAUCCAGCACUCAAAGUCACGCAGGAGCUGAAAAAACCCAAGUUGUUUUCCAGCUGUUAUUGCCCUGUUACCGUCAUGUCACACCCUCAUCACUCUGCAAUGAUGUACAGUCGUAUCCUCACCUGCAGUUCACCGUGCUGCACUGUUUUGCUUGUGUGACUUUUUUUUUUUGGCAUUUUACUUUUUUUUAAAUUCUUAAACAAAUCCCAACAAUGCACUACAACAAUUCUGGUACCGAACUUUAAGAAAGAAAUUGGCGUUAUACAUCUUGUAAAGCUGUACUUUAAUUAGGAGUGAGAAACUAUUUUUAAGCUACCUUUUUGUGUCUUCAGGCAUUACACAGUUGAUGCUGCCAGGUAGCUUGUUACCCUUGUUGCUGUAACAUCACCUUCUUCUAGGAGGGUUUAUUCAGUUCAACAGAUCUCACAGUAUGAUGAGGUUCUUCAGACAGUCAGAUAUGAUGCUUAGAAACGGCUGAUGUGAACACGCAGGUUUUCCUCUUUCUGCCUAGCUCGGCUCUGUGAUCAUCUUGACUGUCAGCCUUCCCUUGAUCAGGUUUUCUCCUUUCAAAGACGUGCCAGUUGUUUUAGAAAAUGCGCAUUUAAGCAAGUCAGUUGAUGCAGGUCUGUAAAAAAUAUCAAGCUAGUAUGAUUUUUACUGAUAUGGGAUGUGUGUGUAUGAAUAUAUGAUUCUAUUUAAAGUUCUGAAUGUACUAAAAGCAACACUGUAUGGGGUUGUGUGGUUCAUAUUGGCCUCUAUUUGUAAUUAGCCUCAGUGGAACAAUGUCCUUUUGUGCUGCCUUAAAGCUGAGAGAGAGGCAGGAUUUAAAGUGCCUUGCGCAGUGUCUCUUCUCUGAAGCAAAGCAGCAUGCAAGGUGUGCCUACAGUAACAUCAUAAAAACACCACUUCAAUGUAUUCUAGAAUAAAAAAGGCAUGCUUUUUAAUUUUAA